AUGGAAGACCCGGCGGUGCUGGUGCUGAAGCGGGCGGUGGAGCUGGACUCGGCUUCUCGCUUCCAGGAGUCCCUUGUUUGCUAUCAGGAAGGGAUUGACCUCCUGAUGCGGGUCCUCAAAGGUGAGGCUUUUUCUUCCUCCCCGUCGCUCCCUGCAGGUGGAUUUCCCUGUUAGGUGCGGUCUGAAGGCAGAGGAGCGCGGCAAAGUCCUGGGUGCGCUUAGAGCAAGUCCCUUGGGAACCUGUGUGACUUCCGAGGAGAUGCGUAUAGGAUCGUGGAGCUCAUUAUCUCUAAAUAAAGCAAGUCAUCCUGCGCUGUUUGUAAAUGUGUAUCUGAAGAAGUGUGCAUGCACACGAAAGCUCAUACCAGUAACUAACUUAGUUGGUGCUACUGGAAGGUAUUUUUUAUUUUAUUUGUUUUGUUUUGUUUAGGAACACCCUGCUUACGAAAUAAUAUGUAGAUUUUUAAUUUUUACAAAUACUUUCACAAAUACUUAUUAUCAAGUUUAUAUACCGCCCUAUACCCGCAGGUCUUAUUUCUCAUUUUAUUUUUCAUUUAUACUUUUCAAAUUUAUACAUUUCACUAAUUUUACGAUCAUUUUGCCAUUUCAAAACUUGACUUCCUUCCCCCUCUUUCUGGGUUCCUUAAUUUGUUUUUAAUAUCUUCUGCGAAGCCAAAUUAACUUAACUUACUCAUUCAUCUUCUUUACAUAUAUACUCUUAUAAAACUUGAGGUUGUUACAAUAAUCGUUCCAAUGUUUUUAUCUGUUUAUAAUUUAUCUAUAAAUAUUCAAUAAACCGUUUCCAUUCUUUUAUAAAAGAUUAGUUAUCUUGAUUCCUUAUUCUUCUGGUAAGUUUCACCAUUUCUGCAUAUUCCGUAAGUUUUUGUAUUCAUUCUUCUAUACCUGCAGGUUUAGGGAGGUUACAGGGAAGCUUUUAAUGUUUAAUGAGUUAUUGUAUUUUAAUAUUCUGUUGGAAGCCGCCCAGAGUGGCUGGGGAAACCCAGCCAGAUGGGCGGGGUAUAAAUAAUAUAAAAAUAUUGUUGUUGUUGUUGUUAUUAAAAUCACAAUAUAAAAACACAAAAUACAUAAUCAAAAUAAAAACAACCCAAUAACCCCCAUCCACUCCAACACAUUUUAAAAUGGCAUUGGAUGCCAAUCAGCCAAAGGCCUGGUUAAAGAGGGGCAAGAAGCCACUGCCGAAAAGGCCCAUUCUUGUGUUGCCACCCUCUAGACCUCUUUUGGAGGAGGCACACAAAAUAGGGUCACAGAUGAUCUCAGAGUCUGGGUAGGUUCAUCUGGAAAGCGGUGGUCCUUGAGGUAUUGCGGUCCUGAGCCAUUUAAGGCUUUAUUGGUCAAAACCGGCACUUUGAAUUGGGCCCGGUAGAUUAUGCUACCUUAAACGUAAAGGGACCCCUGACCAUUAGGUCCAGUCAUGACCAACUCUGGGGUUGCGGCACUCAUCUCACUUUAUUGGCCGAGGGAGUCGGCGUACAGCUUCCGGGUCAUGUGGCCAGCAUGACUAAGCCGCUUCUGGUGAACCAGAGCUGCACACAGAAACGCUGUUUACCUUCCCACCAGAGCACUUGUGCUUUCGAACUGCUAGGUUGGCAGGAGCAGGGACCGAGCAACGGGAGCGCACCCCGUCGCGGGGAUUCGAACCACUGACCUUCUGAUCGGCAAGUCCUAGGCUCUGUGGUUUAACCCACAGCACCCCCCGCGUCCCUAUGCUACCUUAGAUGCUACAAUAAGCCUAUCUGCCCAGUAAGUUAUUAUGGCAGACAUAUCCUCCACAAAAUUAGAUAAUUCUUAAGGGAAUUCAAAGGUAUCCAUAACCCUUUAGUCCAUGGUCCUUUAAAAGGGUGAAGAAGAUGAUCAGGGGCCUGGAAACCAAGCCUUAUGAAGAACGGUUGAGGGAAAUGGAUAUGUUUAAUCUGGGAAAGAGAAGACAAUGAUAUCCAUCUUCAAAUAUCUAAAGGGCUUGUCAUGAGAGUUGGGUACUGGUCAGUUCCCCUGUUGUGUGCAUGCAGGUCUAAAAUUUAAAGUGAAAGGAAGGGAAUUGAUGAACUAUUUUUUUCAUUGUUUUUCUGCAUCUUGUAUUCUGUAAUUUCUGUAUUCUGUAUUUCAGCAACAAAAGAUCAGAAGAAAAAGGCUCAUUACAGAGACAAAAUAACAAGUUACAUGGACAGGGCAGAAGAGAUUAAGAAAUAUAUUGAGAAAGAGAAAGAAGGUAUGAAGCUGUAAUGUAAGUUUCAUUAUUAUGGCUGUGGAAUUAUAUAUUGUAUUCUUUGUUUCAUUCGAAAAUGCCAUACUGCAUUUUUUUCAAACUGAAAAGUUUUCUUCUUUUUAGAUGGAAAAUACCACAAACAAAUUAAAAUAGAAGAAAAUUCAAAAGGUUUCAGCUAUGAAAAGCUGUUCCAAGAAUAUCUUAAUGAAACUGUUACAGAGGUUUGGGUUGAGGACCCUUAUAUUAGGCAAGUCCAUCAGGUAAGACAUGGUUGAUUUAUACACUCAAAACGAUUUCUUCCUUUCCAUCUAAAAAAUUAAUCUUAUUUACUUAUUUACAGUUGUACAACUUCUUAAGAUUCUGUGAAAUGCUUGUUAAAGGACCAUGCAAAGUGAAAACUAUACAUCUUCUUACAUCUCAUGAUGAAGUAAGUAUUUUACCCUGACUGCAAUCCACUUACUUGGAUUGUGUCCCAAGGAAUUCAGUGAUACUUGCUUCUGAGUAGAUCAUGAUGAUAAUGAUGAUAACAGCAACAGCUAGACCACCAGCUCCCCAAACACACUUAAAUAUGAUAUGCAUAGGGUUGCAGUGUUGUCCAUAUAAAGUUGUACUUACUGAAGUUAAGCAGUGACUGUAAUUGCCAUGGCAAAAGUAAAAAAAGGAUUUGCUUUUGUCCAUGAAUUUUUCAGUUAACAUUUUGCUAGCAGUAAUAUAUUCUGGAUUCAGAAUGAGUCUGAAAUUAAUAUACUAUCUUUUUUCUUUCUGAGGAUACCGGUCUAUUUCUGACAGAUAUCUUCAACAACUCAGUAGUGAGGGAAACAAGAUGGAAAAGAUUGCUAUAUUUUGCACCUAAAAGUAGACACUUUUUGUACUGGGGAGGUUUUAGGGUAAUAGGAGGCUUAUGAAUAGCCACUCAUCAAAUUACCUGUGUUUACUAACAAUAGGGAAAUAAGAGGUUUUUAUUAAUUAGAAGAGAAUGUUAAUUAGAAGAAAAUUAUGUUGUGAACCGCCCUGAAAUCUGUGGAUGAAGAGCGGUAUACAAAUUUAAAUAAUAGUAAUUAAAUUUAGGUAAUUUAUACUGAAUUAGACGAUUGCUUGAUAUUGUCUAUUGAUUAGCCAGACUCUCAAAUGUUUCAAGUGGUUUCUCAGCCUUCCUGGAGAUGUGAAAAAUUGAACCUGGGAUGAUAUUCAUGCAAAACAUGUUUUUUACAACAAGGUGGUUCUCCUUUCAAGCCAUCAGUGUGCUACAAAUGACAUAAUUUAACUGUGUUUGGAGAGCUGGUAGUCGAGUUUUUAAAAAACGUGUGAAUAUGGACUUCAUCGCAAGUCUUAGUUUGAAUCCAUAGUUAGAAGUGUGUGUAGGUGAGGCUUGGUUUGGUGUGUGGUGUUUUCAUCUUUUGUCCUAUGACAUCUAGCCUCUUAACUUUUACUAUCUACCAAACAUACACAAUCCAUUUCGUAAGAUACUUUGCAGGAAUUAUGUUUAACGUUAAAUUUGAGUAUCUGCAUUGGUAAAAGUGAAAAUAUUGAAGAGGCUUAUUCAUUCUGAGAAAUACGACCAAUAUGAAUUUACAGUAUGUCGGCCAUUAUCUUUAUUUGAUUUGUAAAGCAAACAAAUCUUUACAGGGCAAUGAAAAGAGUCAACAAAUGACUACCCUGGAAGAGAUACAACAAUCCCUGAAAGAUUUUGGCGUUAUUCUGGAUGUAUCAUACUCUCCGUCAAUACACGAUCGAGAAAUUAGGUUGGUGACAUGUGAAUGAAAUGUUCCACAUUGAUGGUCUAAGAUACAGGUGGUGAUAAUCAACUAAAUCAUAAUGAUAGUAUAUCCACUGAAAUCAAUUGAUAACAUUUAUUCCAGCAGCUCAACCCUGAGAAUGACUAACAUUGGCUAUCACCCAUAUAAUUGAUUACUAAGACUUUUAUCCUAAUUCCACUUACCUGGAAGUAAGCCCCGCUGAAUGCAGUGGGGUUUACAUUUGAGUAAACAUGGUUGGAAUUGCAACCUAAGUUUAUCUUCAAACCUUAAGAGUUGUCAGUUCAGGUUCUGGAAACUUGUUAACUUUUAAGAGUAUUUAGCAGUGGUGUCUCCUGCCAAUUGUUCAAAUUACCACUUGUCCCCCUGCCUGCCUGCUGUUGAACAAAAAUGACUACAGCAAGUCAAAUGAUGGGAAGAGCAGUCAAAAUAUUUACAUGCACACCCAUGGUUAAUAUAUAUUUAACAGGUAACUGUUCGUUUCAACUUUGCAUGCCAUGGAGAGGCAAAGAUGGCCUACUUCAUAUAUUCUCCACCCCCCUCCCCCUUAGGCUUCUAUUGGAGUGUCUGCUUCAUGUGAAAUGGUAUUUGUAUGGGAAAGGGCUGACACUUGCAUCACUCCUCCAUGUUGCAAAUUAAGACCAUGCCCUGCUAUGAACAUCGUUGUUAACUCAAUUGGAACAACUUGAAAGUUGCAGAGAUUGAAAUUGCCAACUAUCAUCUGUUCUUUGCUCAUUGUGCUUCCUGAGCUUUUUACAUAUUAAGAGUGCUGUGAAAUUAUUUUCUUUCUCUUGUUAACCUUACAUAUGUCUAGUUUCUAUAUUUUUGAGGAAGCACUUCUCUUUUUUGCAUUUAACACACAGAUUCAACAAUGGAUGGAUGAUUAAAAUUGGAAGAGGCCUUGAUUAUUUUAAGAAACCACAGGUGGGAACUGAAUAGAAAAAUAUAAAUUUUAAAAUGAAUUUGAACUGCUGAAUGGCUUAAUUGGUAGAAUAAUUUGUUUUCCACAGGGUCGUUUUUGCCUUGGAUACUGCGAUUUUGAUUUGAGACCAUGUCAUGAAACUACAGUGGAUAUCUUUCACACUAAACAUACAAAGAAAACAUGA
Podarcis lilfordi (Lilford's wall lizard) is the source of this 5084-nucleotide messenger RNA. Lineage: Eukaryota; Metazoa; Chordata; Lepidosauria; Squamata; Lacertidae. The record is from the annotation of a GenBank genome assembly.